AUGGAAACAAACAAGAGUCAAAACGGGGCUCACGCCCAGCAAGCAGCUAUCGUAGCAAGCGCUGAGAUGAAGAGGGCACAAGCGCUGGAACACCUUGAUAAGCUUACCAGAGAGCUGCAUGAGUUUGUUAAGUCUAAAGUCAACAUCCACAAAGAGAUCAAGACGAAGACAACCGGUGUAGUCAACGCCCUUCAAAGGUUCAGAACACUUGAUGACGGAUGGCAGGCACAACAACGGCAAACUCCCAAUGUCACACCGAAGAAGAGCAGACAACCUGCCGCAGACACCGUCGAAGAGAUGGACACCGGUGCCGAAGGCGAUGGUGAAUCUCUAACAGAAGACAGAAGCGACACUGGUGUCAGGUCUGGGAAGAGGGAAGACCGUAACUCUCCUGACCCAACGGUCAACCAAGUAAUGAAGAAAAAGGACACAAAACCAAGUCCUCCGAAAGAAGUGGCGGCACGGAGUGCCAAAAAUAAGGAGGUCGACGCGUGGCAAAAAGUAGAAUCGAAGAAGAGAAGGCCGGAGCAGGAUCACCUCCCAAAGCAAUUGCCGAAGGAGCCACGACCGGAACCUAAGCGGAAAAAAUCGCGCAAAUGGAUCAGACCUGACGCGCUGAUAAUCCGCCCUGCCGAAAAAGAGAAGUAUUCCGAGAUAUUGCGCCGCAUAAAGCGUGAUGUCCCAGCAGACCAGGUUCGAAAUACCGUCGAGAAGGACCAUCACAGGAAUUCUUCAAGACGAUGCUAAGGUAGUCUGUAAAGGUCCACAGGAGACCAUUGAGAUUCGAGACAUCGACGAAGAAACGACGAAGGAAGAGAUCCAGGCCGCCCUGAAAGAGGAAGUUGGAAAAGAUCAUGAGAUACCUCUAGAAGGAAUAAAAAUCCGUAAGGCUUUCAGAGGUACGCAGACGGCUGCAGUCACUUUACCUAUGACCAUCGCGCGAAAAUUAGUGGAAGGAACCGGCAAGAUCCAUGUCGGGUGGGU
This is a messenger RNA of Cotesia glomerata, 984 nucleotides long. RefSeq lists its product as uncharacterized. The transcript is spliced from 2 exons. The coding region runs from base 1 to 747 and encodes 248 amino acids. NCBI's taxonomy places the organism in Eukaryota, Metazoa, Arthropoda, Insecta, Hymenoptera, Braconidae. The record is from RefSeq and is a predicted model, not a curated record.